CAUCCGGGUGCCCCUACUCUGUUCUGUCUUUAAGUCUCUCAGGAAGACUUGCUACUCUUCUUUACACGUGACAGCACGUGGCUGUCCUUACAUCUCCUAGUCAUUCUAUUACCCGUCUUGUCUUUAUUCUGAAUCACCGAGUGAAAAGCCUUUGUCCCCGAAUGUGAAGAAAGCAAUUUCCAAAAGCACUUUUUCUCAGCCCUCUCAGCAGACAGUUAGAGUCUGUCCCUAACACACAAAGAAAGGAAGAGGAAAAGGAGAAAGGAGCAGAGGAUGGGGUGGUAGAGAAAAAAAAGGCACAGUGGGGGUGGAGGAGAGAGAAGUAGGCCGACCCCUGCCUGCUACAAAAACCCAUGCUGUGGUUUUCAAAGACCAUAUAUACCAGCCGUGAAGGUGUGAGCAGUGACGGAAGUGGGAGACGCCCGGGGAGCAAGUCAGGGGCUGAGGCUCCAUCAAAGUGCCUUCACCAGAGCCCCCGGCCUACGAGCAAGAAAGAAGGACGUCAGUCCGGAGGAAAUCGAGGCCAAGGACAUCACUGGAGCCAACGUUUGCUUUGAGUUUCUGCAGCUGCUGACAACGUGCCGGACCCUGAUGGCACCUGGCAGAGGCUGCUUGGUCCUGGCCAUUCUGCUGGCAAUGGUGGACAUCCGACUUGGUGGGUGCUUGCACAUCCUCAGCUCAUUUUCCCAGGAUGGAAAGCAAUUAAGCUUGAUCUGUACUUUGCGGCAUACAAAAGAAGAGGCUGAGGGUGCUAUAGUGUUUUUGUGCAAGGACAGGUCUUCGGGCUGUUUCCCUGAGACCAGCCUGCGGCAACUGAGACUUCGACGGGAUCCCAGGGAAGAUGGCAUCAGCGAAAGAUCAUCUCAGUUGGUGUUCACCAUAAACCGUGCCACACCAUCGGACAGCGGGACCUACCAGUGUUGUGCCACAAGCCAGAGGCCAGAUAUGCGCCUUCAGGGCCACUUUUUCUCUGUUUUAGUCACAGAGGCAGGGAACUACACAGUCAAAGGAUUGAAGCAAAGAAGACACCUCGAGUUCACUCACAGUCAAGGCACUCCCAGUUCAGGCUUUCUGCAAAAGGUCUGGGUGAUGCUGGCCACUAGCCUGCUGGCCCUUCAAGCUUUGUAAGCCUGUGCCAGAAACUUAAAAAAAAAAAAAAGUUACAGCAAGAUUAGCCUGACUCUGUAGCUUGCUGCCUUUCACAUUGCCACAUACAGAGAAGAAGACAGCACAGGGAAAGAGAUGCUAAAUACGCCAAGAAUCUGGGGAAUAGAAGGUGGGGCAAAUGAGCAUAUUCCUUGACCUGCUCUCCUCACCACCAGAUCAAAGCUUUCUUCCCACCCUGUCACCAGUUAAAAGAACAGCUGUUACAAAAGUGGAUGGUGUACAGUUCUCACUCAAAUAUUGGAUAAGUAUGUGUGGUUUUGUGCCCAAGAAAAACGUUUUCCUUCCCCCUCCUCCAACACAGUAAACAAGGAAGCCAAACAAAAUGAGAACACCAACUUUUUUGGAAGAGAUUUUUAUUUGACACUAGAAAGAAGAGAGAAGAAACAGGCAAAGAUAGGUAGGAGAAGAAAGCCAGAGCCAGUGACUGACUCAGCACGAAACCAAGGAAAUGAAGAGACCCUGGCAUUGGGCAGAACCCCCCCCUCCACCCAGCGCAGCUGAAGGAAGAAACAGCUGUGUGCCAAGCCGCAACACGGAGCAUAAGUGCCCAGCUUCAACCAUGUUUUUGUCCAUCUCUUUGGUCACAUCUCUUUCCUUUUAAAUAAAUGCCCAAAGCAAUA
Messenger RNA from Leopardus geoffroyi (Geoffroy's cat), 1787 nucleotides. RefSeq names its product CD160 molecule (gene CD160). Gene Ontology annotation, molecular function: transmembrane signaling receptor activity. Bases 592 to 1128 code for a protein of 178 amino acids. Gene Ontology annotation, cellular component: plasma membrane. Lineage: Eukaryota; Metazoa; Chordata; Mammalia; Carnivora; Felidae. Gene Ontology annotation, biological process: regulation of adaptive immune response. The transcript is spliced from 5 exons. The record is from RefSeq and is a predicted model, not a curated record.